Molecule: messenger RNA, 624 nt
Organism: Helianthus annuus (common sunflower)
Lineage: Eukaryota; Viridiplantae; Streptophyta; Magnoliopsida; Asterales; Asteraceae
Exons: 1
Coding region: 1-624 (207 amino acids)
Source: RefSeq, a predicted model, not a curated record
AUGGCACCAUAUGAAAUGCUAUAUGGAACAAAAUGUAAAACCCCUGUUUGUUGGGGAGAAGUGGGGCAAAGAGAACUCGCUCGUAAGGAUGUAUUAGUGAUAACUAAUGAAAAGAUCGAUCUUGUACGGGCUCGAUUAAAAGCAGCGCAAGAUCGACGUAAGUCCUAUGCAGACAAAAGAAGGCGUCCUAUUGAAUUCCAAGUGAGGGACCGAGUAUUGUUGAAAGUGUCCCCAUGGAAAGGUAUAAUCCGAUUCCGUAAACGAGGAAAGUUAGGUCCUCGAUAUAUCGGACCGUUCAAAAUUUUAGCUCGUGCUGGAAAGGUAGCUUAUCGAUUAGAAUUACCCCCAACAUUAGAUGGUAUCCAUAACACCUUUCAUGUUUCACAAUUACGGAAGUGCCUUGCGGAUGAAACGGCUCACAUACCCUUUAAAGACCUUGAGGUGGAUGAAAGAAUGAAUUAUAUUGAAAGACCGGUAGCUAUAAAAGAUUCAAAAGUAAAGACCCUUCGCAACAAAGAAAUUAAGCAAGUGUUAGUGCAAUGGAAACACCGGAAGGGAUCGGAUCUCACUUGGGAACCGGAGGAUGAAAUGCAAAGGUUCUACUUGGCUUUAUUCGGUACGUAA